AUGGCACCCAUCCAUCGCGUAGCCGUCAUCCAAUGGAACAUCCAGGACCUCGCCAUCGAGGAAAACCACCGCAAAGCAUGCGAUUUCAUCCGCGAAGCCGCAGCCCAAGGUGCUGAGCUCGCCGUUCUCCCAGAGUAUGCGCCCUCACCCUACACCUCAAGCCACACAUAA
Aspergillus uvarum CBS 121591 is the source of this 171-nucleotide messenger RNA. RefSeq lists its product as uncharacterized. NCBI's taxonomy places the organism in Eukaryota, Fungi, Ascomycota, Eurotiomycetes, Eurotiales, Aspergillaceae. The transcript has 2 exons. The coding region runs from base 1 to 171 and encodes 56 amino acids. The record is from RefSeq and is a predicted model, not a curated record.